UAAAAUUGACAAUAAGAAAGAGUAUACUCAAACUAGUGAUUUGGUGUAUUUUUAAUUUUAAAUGGUAAAAUAUCGGCAGAGCUACAAAAACAUGAAAACGAGGCUGGUAAGGCCUCGAUAAUGAUUUUCACUCAAACCUUUGCAAUUUCAAAUACCAGUAAUUUCUAGUCCUUAAAUGUAAGAGCAUUGAAACUUUCAGAUCUCACUCAAUAUAAUAUGGUCUUUCAACGGGUAGUAAUGAUAUAUUAUAAAACUUAUAAACUCAGUUGUUACGAUAGCCAUGACCUUUUUCUAAUGGUCUAUGUUGUGAUACAAAUUAUCCUAUGCAUUUCAAGCAAGAGUGAAUUAGGCCUGGGACGAGACAGCAUCAAUAACUUCAUGCUCCACUUCUUUUCAAGUCAAUUAAAUUUGUCUUUGACAAAUUUGGGUGUGUUGUCAAGACAUCUCUUGAAGCAGCUUUGAUGGUGAUAUCUGUUUGUCAAAAGAAGCUGUCUUCAGUGAUGUGAAGAGAAACAGUUUUGGAUAUCUUGACAGAAAUAUCUUACUUUAGAUUAAAGUUCCACCAGAAUACAUUUAGAAAUCAGAUUCAUGGUUAGAUUAGUAACUAAAUCAAGAAUGGACAACAAUGAAAGGGUUUCCAAGCAAGACUGAGCAAGUUGGACAUUGGUCAACACAAUGCCCGCCUCUCCAUGAAGUAAGAUGGUUAUAGAAAUCGAUGGAAGUGACAGAUCAUUUGAAGAACACAUUCAGAAGUCAGAAACAAAAAUUAUGUUCUUUAGUAAAUAAUAUUGAAGGAUGUUGGAGGAAACGGAACGGAAUUACUGCUGUCUGGUACUACUGCUUUCAAGGGUAGGCCUGGAAAAGUUACGUCAGUUAUUCAUUAAUGAAUGGAAUUCUGCUGGUGGCUUUGUCCCAUGGACUGACUGCCCUCAGAAUGGCACUGACUUGUUGACGAAGUUCACCCCACUUCCUUAUGAAAAAGCCAAAGUCCAGUCAGGUGACACAACAACAUGGGAUUUGUCUCUUUUUGUCAAAGCUCUGUUGUACUCCGCACCGCCAUUUGUACCCAAGUCCAAAACAGCUUUAUUUGCUGGUUUGAAGUGUUUGAAGAAAACUAGAAAUCAGCUUUGCCACACUGGCAGUGGGAAGAUUGAAUCAGCAGAGUUUGCCAUUCUGUAUGCUGAUGUUUGCAAUGCGCUAUUUUUAGUUGGAGCCUCAGCAAACGAUUUUAAACAAGUUGAGAAAGAUGUACAUCAGCCAUUGAGAGAAGUUUUAUCUCUGGUAAAACAGUGUUCAUUAAAAGAUGCAGACAUCCUAAAUGGAAUUGGUGCAAUAAAUGACAGACUUGAAUUACUUAGCCUACAGAGACCUGAUUCCUCAGACUUGUCAAGUGAAGAUGUAAAAUUGUAUUCCAUCAAACUCAAGGAAGCGAUAGCAAUGCAAACAGAUUUGCUACCAAGAAGAAGACAUCGAUCAAGGCUGAAAACUGACGAUAUUUUCACUAAUUUAACUGUCUACCAAGGCAAGCAAAACUCACAAGAAAAAGCUCAAGAAGAUGAACGCGCUCGAAAGACAGUGACGAAAAUCGCUGAGAUUUUUGUUGGCGAAAAUGGAGAAGGCGAUCCAAAAUCAAUUUUGGUUUCUGGCGAACCUGGUAUCGGAAAAACGCUGUUCUUGCGGAAAAUCGUCAGAGACUGGUCAACAGAUUGCAUAUCGAUCCCUAAGAUCAAGUUCAUUUUUCUGAUAACGUUCAGGCAACUUGUUCUUCUUAGCAAAAAAGAACUCGCCCUCAAAGAACUCCUCAAUCGCUCCCCUCUACUGAACGAAACAACCAAGAUGGACGAAAAACUAAUGGACUACAUCAUUCAACAUCCCGACCAAUUAUUCGUUGCUCUCGAUGGAUUUGAUAAAUACAAAGACCACAGCAAAUUAACCGGAGACUUUGAAAGCCAAUUUACAAAUGAUGUUGAAACCAAAAUGCCAGUAGUUGCCCUGGUCAGCAAACUAAUCCAAAAAAAGAUCUUGCGCGAUUCAGUCAUCAUGAUAACUUCAAGACCGGGCGAAGCCAACGAGUUGGACAAAAAACUCCACUUCGACAGAUGUGUGGAAAUUACGGGAUUCUCAGAAGAACAGGUCCUUCAAUAUGUUGAGAAGUAUUUUAACUCUGAACCAGAAGAAGUAAAAAAGAUGGCCAUGGAGAAAGUCAAAGGAAGCGCACAUUUCAUGUCAUUUGGUCACGUCCCUUUGAGGUGUUUCCUGAUGUGCGCAGUCAUCGAGUAUGAAAUCCAAAAUAACAUUACUAGAGAUAAGUCAGUUCCUCUAAAACUUACACAGUUUUAUUGUGAAGUUAUUAGAUGUCUUGUUAAAAUUAGCAAAGAAUUAAGUAGUUUAGAUAAUCAAUCUGCUUUGUCCGCUGUUGAGAAAACUCUCGAUAAUUUUUCUGAAUUAGCCGCACAGUUAGCUGAGCAAAAUCGUUUUACUUUCACUCAAAAGGACUUAGAAGAGCUAAAAUUAUCAGAAGCUGAAAUGUCUUACCUUAAAUCAAGUAGUUUAAUAUUUUGUUAUCCUGUUGCCAGUGAUUCUCCAUUCCCGCAAACAACUCUUGAAUAUUGUUUUUCACAUUUAACMAUUCAAGAGUUUUUUGUUGCUUGUCAUUUGGUGAAGAAGCGCGCAAUGGCGGCACAAGAAACCUCUGARAUGGUGCACAUAUUCACGAGUGGUUUGUUGGGUUUAGAUCAGGAGAACAACAACGAUAAACUUAUGUCGAAAGUACUAAAGUCUGUAUGUAAACAAGUGGAGAAUGAAUGGAGACAACGUGUUGUGUUAUUGCGCUGUCUCCGUGAGUACGGCCUAGAGAAAGAAUUCACAAUACAAGAACUGACUACAAAUCGUGACUACAGAUACUGGGAUAGUGAUGGGUGGAUUAGAUUAUCUGGUGUAACCGACGACACGGACUGUGAUGCACUCGCUAUGUUAGUAGAAUACACUGCUACAUCAAUAUCAUUACCACCACACACAUUGUACAUAAGUUCCUCACAGAUAACCAUUACCAUGUUAAAUAGAUUGUUGUUAUCUCUUCAUCAUUCAAACUCCACAAUCACUAGACUGUUGCUGGUGUGGUGUAGUUUGAAUGAUGAACACGUAAAGUGUUUGUGUAAAUAUUUGCCAAAUAUGAAUAUAACCGAACUAGACCUGUCUGGCAACCAAAUAACCGAUGUUGGAGUGCAUCACAUCAUCCAUCACUUGUCCAGUAAUCUAACCGCAUUGGGCCUGACUGGAAACCCUAUUUCACGUGAAUGUAGAAAAAGCAUUGAAUUCUGCAACAGCAUUUACGCUGGCCUUACAUACAGAAGGACGUACACUAACACUGAAGUUUCAAAAGGAGAAAUACUUCGUAAGAAAGUUACAUGGAAAGAAUCAAGCGACAAAGAAGGCAAUUCUGCAGCUAAAAGGUCUUUGGCUGAAGAAUUGGGAGUAGCUGACGCUCUGGAUUGCCAUUUGGAGAGAAUUUCCUGUAACAAUGAAAUAAGUGACCAAGACAUUGUUGAAUUGGAACAACUGCUAGCUGAUGCAGGUGCCGGAACCUGGAAUAAUGCUUUAUGUGAAUAUGGAAUAGAUAAGCGUUCUCUUUUGUUUGCCAUCGCCCGUGUAUUUAGUUUCCUAAAGCCCAAACUUGAAGAAUACGAAAGAAUGAAUAACCUGACGAGAAGUGACAUAGUGGAUGUAACUUUCCUGGCACACGGAGGAGUUUCCGAUCCACUACUACCAUGUCGAGUGCAUUUUCUGAACGAUGAACAGAUUGAGUCUGUUAUCUUGUACAUACCAUGGGGCUGCAAGCUUGAUGCAAGUGCUGCUUAUGGAAUAGCAACAGGGACAAUUACAACCACAAAUGUUAACUUUAUAGGGUUGUUGAAUGAAGAUAAGCGUCUGAGGUGCUGGAACAACCUGCCAAUGGAUGGCACGGAGAUUCCAAAUAUUGUCUUCACUCGUGUUUCACUGGAUGAGGUUGUCAUACAGCAACUGCAACAAAUUGACUCGGCAUUUCGACGAGGUGUGCGUGGUGUGUUUGUACCUUUCUUGCCUGAAGAAACCAACCUUAACGAAAUACCACUAUCCAUCCUGUGCAUUGCUGUUGCAUUAUGUGCCUAUUUGAAGAAGGUUCCUUGGAAAUACAGGAUACACAUUGCUUCUUGUUUGUACCCCAUGAAGUUUGAUAGCAGCAUUUUGGUUCGUUCUCGUGACCCACGGGAUUUAUGGCCUCGAGUGAAGUGCUCUCAGUACUGGGAUAUUCCUAUUGUAGCUCCCCAUCCAGUUACCAUGACCAUGAAUAUGGAUAAUACAGAUCUUGGUCUUCAAAACGUUUUUCAUUGCCUUAAUAAUUAUUUCUCAGUUUGAACUGAAUUCUAGCAGAUGGAUUGGGCUUAGAAAGUCAUGAAUACUGAUUUAGAUAUAACUUUGGAAUUCUGAAAGUUUUAACGUAAUGGGUAAUCUUUUAUACAAAGUUAGUUUAUUAUAAACGGUAAAUAUAUAUAUA
Messenger RNA from Exaiptasia diaphana, 4534 nucleotides. RefSeq lists its product as uncharacterized. The transcript is spliced from 11 exons. NCBI's taxonomy places the organism in Eukaryota, Metazoa, Cnidaria, Anthozoa, Actiniaria, Aiptasiidae. Bases 796 to 4395 code for a protein of 1199 amino acids. The record is from RefSeq and is a predicted model, not a curated record. Gene Ontology annotation, molecular function: protein binding.